Molecule: messenger RNA, 2471 nt
Organism: Paramacrobiotus metropolitanus
Lineage: Eukaryota; Metazoa; Tardigrada; Eutardigrada; Parachela; Macrobiotidae
Product: protein eva-1-like
Exons: 8
Coding region: 619-2160 (513 amino acids)
Molecular function (GO): carbohydrate binding
Source: RefSeq, a predicted model, not a curated record
AUUUCAAUCAUAUCUCACAAGAUAUGCUGAGUAGCAUGGGUAUGAGAUUUUAAGAUCGGAAGGAAAAAGAAAGUAAGACGGUAAUGUGUUCCCGGUUUUCGAACGCUUUACUCGCUUAUAUGACUGCAUGCCGCAUGAUGGACUGACUACUGUAGAAUGUGUGUCGAAUAAACAUACGUGUGAAUCCUCUCGGAAACUAUCAAAUCAUGAAAGCCAGUCUAAAAUAUCCCAAAAUAACAUUCUCAUAUCCGCUCAGGAAUCGCCAUGACUCUUUGCACUAAUGAGCACGGAGAGGGCAGGAAUGGUUCGAGAAAUAUUAUUCCGACAAAUUUCUUUUGCUUAUUUAUAUGUGCGCUGAGCAUCGAGACGGAAAAAUAGUGGGAGAUGCGAUCUUCAACAAUAAUUUGUUGAGUGGCUGUAAACGUUUGAUUAUUGGACUUGCCGUUAACGUUAUUUCCGAAGCCGGUUAGCCUGCAUAUUAUAUACUGCUUAUCCGCUGCGCUGCUUCAUUGUCGAUAUUUGGCGGCUCUACUUUAACAACUACGAUCGGUCCAUCAAUAUACAUUUCGCUUCCGCAAAUUUUAUUUACAUGUUUCAUUUUGUUUGAACGUUGCGGUUAUGUGGGAUCUCAUGCCCCUGGCCACAGCGUACUAUGUCCAAGGAAUAAACUUCAUAUUUUGCUGGAUAAGCGUAAUAACGCCGGUGUACUGCUCAGCUCUUGUAUCCGGCAACAUCAGAACACUUCAGAAAGCUGCCUGUGAGACGCAAGAGUUGGUGAUAAAAUGUCCGAUGGAAACUCUGAUUUAUAUCCAGUUUGCCAAUUAUGGCAGGCUGGUGUCCAGCAGAGAACGUCCUUGCCACAUCGUUGCUCCUACGGGAUCGUUGCCCAACGUCAGCAUAUUUCAUUCGCCUUAUGAUAUCGAGGAAGAGUCCAGGAACUGUAUAGCAUCUCAAAGUAAAGAAAGAGUUGUCAGUCUGUGUCAAGAUAAGCGCACAUGCAAAAUCCCGGUGAACGCGGAGAUCUUCAAACAAGAUCCGUGUCCGCGGACAUGGAAAUAUCUGGAGGUGGCCUACAAAUGCAUACCGAAUGUCUUUCAAACCAACGUCGUCUGCGAGGGAGACGAGAUGACGCUGGAGUGCGAAUCACCAGCCCAUCGACUGGCUGUUCACACGGCAAUGUUUGGACGGGAUAGAUCCGGCGGAAACGCCGUGUGUCAUCAUCAGAACAGCCGGACGCCCAGCCGGCUGCCACCUGAAACACAAACCGAGUGCGCAUCAAGUUUCGCAACGGAAAUCGUGAUGCAAAAGUGCCAAAACGAGCGGAUAUGUACCAUACAGGCGGACGAAUCGACAUUCGGAAAUCAGUGUCCAAUCAAUACACGAAAAUACCUUACCGUCUCCUAUGCCUGUGUCCCACAAAGAAUACUCAUUAGUCCACCAACCAAGAAUAAGAAUGUCGAUGGACGAAUGCCAGUCAUGACAGGCAGUGUCGUGGAAGAAAAAGCCGAGGAUUACCUGACGCUGGAGAUGGACGAGGAUAAUGCAUUAACGGUGGGCGCCCCGGCGCAGUCUGUCGAUAUGCAGGCCAUUCAGCCCGAUCAUCCGGCAGGUGCGGCACGGAAAAACAAGCUGGAUCAAUUCGGACCCAGCAAGAAAGCCCUGGGAACCGGCGCCGAUGGUUACGGCCACGAAGGUCAAUGCAACUGCACCGAAAGCUUCAGUGUCUUAAUGGACUGGAUUGUGGCGUACCAAAAAAUCAAGCAAAACAAGGAAAAAUGCAUACUAUAUGCCUGUCUUUCUGCUGGGAUUGGGUUGCUGCUGAUAAUGCUCUUCCUGCUUGUGCACCUUUUAAUCAAGCGGAAGCAACAGAAAAACAAAUCAAAGACUGUGAUGUCGCAGUCGAGUGCGGCGGCACGAGCGCUCAGUGCGAAAACGCGGGAACAACGGAUUCCGUUAUAUAACACCCAUUACACCGAGGAGGACGAGACCGACACCGUACCGGUGGAUUUGACGAGUACCCGGCGUUACAACAUUGUACCACCCAUUGCGCGCAACACACUGCCUCGCGCCGCUUCCAAUUCUUUCCAGGUUGAGCCAAGAAAAGCCACGGAAUCACGAUCAAUGCACCGGUUAACCACUGAUGGCAGCUUCUAUUCAUAGACAAUGCGUCUCCACAUGCGCAGCAAUAAAAGUGUCCCGAUUGGCUUCCGGUUGUUUCUCAAUGAGUCAGUAUCGAUACAUGACCAGCAAUAGCUGAGUAUUUCAUUCAAUGUCCACUGGAACCAAUUUGUUGAUAGCCAAAGAUUGAUGUGACCCUAUUUGAAAAUGCUCAUUUUUGCUCUUGUACAUGAUGCUAAUGACAACACCGUUUGUGCCUAAAGUGUACUGGAUCUUUAUUGUUACGUUGUUGUUUACUUGUCUUUGUGUUUUAACUACUAAUGUGCGGUUAUACAAUUAUUAUUAAACUUGGC